Paecilomyces variotii is the source of this 1158-nucleotide messenger RNA. RefSeq lists its product as hypothetical. The transcript is spliced from 2 exons. The coding region runs from base 368 to 832 and encodes 154 amino acids. The record is from RefSeq and is a predicted model, not a curated record. NCBI's taxonomy places the organism in Eukaryota, Fungi, Ascomycota, Eurotiomycetes, Eurotiales, Thermoascaceae.
CUGCUGGUAACUUAUCUCUCCCGUUUGCUGGGAUGCUACUACCUAAACGGAGUGAUUCCAGUUCGGUAACGAGUGGAAGAGUUUUGCUCCCUUUUUUUUCUUCUUUUCUUUAAGACGGCAGCAGAUGUAUCGGCUCCCGCGGGGAAUGUGGAUCGUGAGCCUUCUCGCCUAUUGUACUCCAUACGCCAUGUUACGGCCGCAGUUUCGGCACGUAGUAGAAGAUCAACAAGGGCCAUUGCGAUAUCAGGCGCAGGCAGGUUGCUUUGGGUGGGCCAUGCAGUCGAGAUAGGCCAGAGCAAGGUACUCCGUAGAAGUUCGCGGAAGAGCAGAGGCUUCGAUCAGGGGUCGAUGUGAUUUCACCGUACAUAUGGUACUGCUGCUGCUACAGAAGGACAAUCGGUCAUGCGUCCGUUCAGAAAAUUUCGAAUUGUGCCUCACAGCCUCGCAGUGCAGGACGGCGGUCGGCCCGGUGCAGUUUGGACCUCUGUUGAUGGACGCCACCCUGAUAUCACACUCUCCAUGGCAGACGGCGUUGUGGUUGGCGUGUGUUCAGUUUUCCCUCUCUCGCCCUGGACAGAGACGCGCCGACUUGAUUCCUGACGCGCGGGAUUCCCUCAUCAGUUUGAGAAUGACUGACUCAUUUGUUAUUAUUGUUAUUGUCUGGCAAUUGGCCCAUAUCAGCUUUUGGACCGUCGUGUUCACCGCUGGCUCGUGGUCGGGCAUCUAUGAAUAUGAGGCUUCCUCAGAGUUUGGAAGGCUUUUUAGGGAGGAAGGAUACUCCAUAUUUACCGCUCCGGGCAGCCCUGCGCCUCAUCCGCCUAUCCUAUCCUAACGUAUCCAUUCUUGCCCGGCAGCAUUGCAGCAAGAAUGCAAGAAGAAGGGGGAUCCACGGUGCAGCCCCCGGGACCGUAGUAUGCAGAGUGCAGACAGACAGGAGAUCCUCUAAAGCGCGACGAAAGCAGUGACUAUGUCCAAUGAGUCUCUGCGAUGUUCUCGAGCAAGAUUCUGUCACGGCAGUCCGGGGGGUUGGAUUGAUUAAUCAAUUGGUUCGUUGAUUAUCUGCACAAUGAUCUUGACGGGGAUGAAUAUGGAUCAUGUUCUGUGGGCGUAAUAAAUAAAUUACCAGACUAGACUGACGGUAAUAUUACCAGACGCGAG